This is a messenger RNA of Ostreococcus lucimarinus CCE9901, 345 nucleotides long. RefSeq lists its product with no specific name. Gene Ontology annotation, cellular component: nucleus. The annotation marks the transcript as partial. The transcript has a single exon. NCBI's taxonomy places the organism in Eukaryota, Viridiplantae, Chlorophyta, Mamiellophyceae, Mamiellales, Bathycoccaceae. The record is from RefSeq and is a predicted model, not a curated record. Gene Ontology annotation, molecular function: mRNA binding. Gene Ontology annotation, biological process: regulation of mRNA splicing, via spliceosome.
CGGGAAGUCGUAGAGCGAGAGAAGUUUCAACGUCGCCGCAUGGAGCUGUUGGAGGACAUCUGCCGCAAGUGUCCGAUGUUCCGCCCGCCGCCGGAUUACCGGCCAAACAAACGAACGGCCAAGUUGCUGAUUCCCGUGGACGAAUAUCCGGGCUACAACUUCUUCGGUUUGAUAAUCGGUCCUCGUGGGUCGACGCAAAAGCAGAUGCAGCGAGAGACAAAUACGAAAAUUGUCAUUCGAGGGCGAGGCAGCGCGAAGGGCGGUACGGGCGCGGCGGAGCGCAAUAACGAGUUCGAUCACGAGCCUCUCCACGUGCUCAUCGAGGGCGACGUGCAGAGCGACGUA